Messenger RNA from Suncus etruscus (white-toothed pygmy shrew), 3930 nucleotides. It is a transcript of the gene BOC, whose product is annotated as BOC cell adhesion associated, oncogene regulated. Gene Ontology annotation, molecular function: protein binding. Gene Ontology annotation, biological process: axon guidance; nervous system development; cell-cell adhesion. Bases 72 to 3410 code for a protein of 1112 amino acids. Lineage: Eukaryota; Metazoa; Chordata; Mammalia; Eulipotyphla; Soricidae. The transcript has 18 exons. The record is from RefSeq and is a predicted model, not a curated record. Gene Ontology annotation, cellular component: axon; plasma membrane.
UACAGAGCAUGUCAACGUCUCUUUGAGUGAUUCCAGUGGCUUAUGGGACUACAGCCCUUGUGUGACGUAUCAUGUUGCAUGAGAUCAUGACAACGUGGAGAGGAAGGAAACCCGAGGUCACCCUGGCUUGUCUCCUCUUAACCACAGCAGGCUGCUUUGCGGACCUAAGUGAAGUCCUGCAGGUGACUGUAGAGCCUCCAUCCACUGUCCAGAAGCUGGGAGGGACCGUGCUCCUGGGCUGUGUGGUAGAGCCCCUGUCAAGGAACAUCACAUGGCGCCUAAACGGGAAGGAGUUGAAUGGCUCGGAUGAUACUCUGGGUAUCCUCAUCACUCACGAGACCCUGGUCAUCACUGCCCUCAGCAACCACACUGUGGGUCGAUACCAGUGUGUGGCCAGGAUGUCUGCUGGAGCUGUGGCCAGCGUGCCUGCAAUGGUGACUCUAGCCAAUCUCCAGGACUUCAAGCUCGAUGUACAGCAUGUGAUUGAAGUAGACGAGGGGAACACGGCUGUCAUCGCCUGUCACCUUCCUGAGAGCCAUCCCAAAGCCCAGGUCCGUUACAGUGUGAAACAAGAAUGGCUGGAGGCCUCCCGAGGUAACUACCUGAUCAUGCCAUCAGGCAAUCUUCAAAUCGUGAAUGCCAGUCAGGAGGAUGAGGGGAUGUACAAGUGUGCUGCCUACAACCCAGUAACCCAGGAAGUAAAGACUUCAGGCUCAAGUGAUCGACUGCGAGUGCGCCGCUCCACUGCUGAGGCUGCUCGUAUCGUCUACCCCCCUGAAGCCCAGACCAUCAUUGUUACCAAAGGCCAGAGUUUGAUCCUGGAGUGUGUGGCCAGUGGGAUCCCACCCCCCAGGGUGACCUGGGCCAAGGAUGGGUCCAGUGUAGCUGGCUACAACAAGACACGCUUCCUGCUGAGCAACCUCCUCAUCGACACCACCAGUGAGGAGGAUUCGGGGACCUACCGAUGCAUGGCGGACAAUGGCGUUGGGGAGCCUGGGGCAGCCGUCAUUCUCUACAACGUCCAGGUGUUUGAACCCCCAGAGGUCACUGUGGCGUUGUCUCAGUUGGUCAUCCCAUGGGGCCAGAGCGCCAAGUUGAUGUGUGAAGUGCAUGGAAACCCGCCGCCUUCUGUCCUGUGGCUGAGGAAUGCUGUGCCCCUCAUCCCUAGCCAGCGUCUGCGGCUGUCCCGGAAGGCCUUACGGGUGGUCAGCGUGGGGCCUGAGGACGAUGGUGUCUACCAGUGCAUGGCCGAGAAUGAAGUUGGGAGCGCUCAGGCUGUGGUCCAGCUGAAGACCAUCAGGCCAGGCAUAACCUUGAAGCCCAGGCAGGAUGCCCAGCUGGACACUGCCACACCUCCCAUGCCACCCGCCAGACCUGGAAGUCCUGAUCAACUGCUGAGGAGCCUUCCGAGAACCCCAACAUCUGAGCAGCCAGAACCUCCACAGUGCAAUAGCAAGAAGGGACAGGUGGCUCCUGCUGAGGCUCCAGUCAUCCUCAGCUCACCCCGCACCUCCAAGACAGACUCCUAUGAGCUAGUAUGGCGGCCCCGACAUGAGGGCGGGAGCCGGUCACCCAUCCUCUACUAUGUAGUGAAGCAUCGCAAGCAGGUCACAAACUCCUCUGAAGACUGGACCAUCACUGGCAUUCCUGCUGGCCAGUAUCGCCUGACCCUCACCAGACUUGACCCUGGGAGCUUGUACGAAGUGGAGAUGUCUGCUUACAACUGUGCAGGUGAAGGCCAGACAGCCAUGGUCACUUUCCGAACAGGACGGCGACCCAAACCUGAAAUCUUGGCCAGCAAAGAGCAACAGAUUCAGAGGGAUGACCCUGGCACCAGUCCCCAGAGCAGCAGCCAGCCAGACCAUGGCCGCCUCUCCCCUCCUGAAGCUCCAGACAGACCUACCAUCUCCAUGGCAUCUGAGACAUCAGUCUACGUGACCUGGAUUCCCCGAGGGAAUGGUGGAUUCCCCAUUCAGUCUUUCCGAGUGGAGUAUAAGAAGCUGAAGAAAGUGGGGGACUGGAUUCUUGCAACCAGUGCCAUUCCACCUUCACUGCUCUCAGUGGAGAUCACCGGCCUGGAGAAGGGCACCUCCUACAAGUUUCGGGUCCGGGCUCUGAACAUGCUGGGGGAGAGUGAGCCCAGUGCGCCCUCACGGCCAUACAUGGUGUCAGGCUACAGUGGCCGUGUGUAUGAAAGGCCUGUUGCCGGCCCUUACAUCACCUUCACUGACGCUGUCAAUGAGACCACCAUCAUGCUCAAAUGGAUGUAUAUCCCAGCAAGUAACAACAAUACUCCCAUCCAUGGCUUUUAUAUCUAUUAUCGACCAACAGACAGUGAUAAUGACAGUGACUACAAGAAAGAUAUGGUGGAAGGAGAUAGAUAUUGGCACUCGAUCAGCCACCUGCAGCCAGAGACCUCCUAUGACAUUAAAAUGCAGUGCUUCAAUGAAGGAGGGGAAAGUGAGUUCAGCAAUGUGAUGAUCUGUGAAACCAAAGCUCGCAAGUUUUCUGGUCAGGCUGGACGGCUCCCACCCCCUACUCUGAUGCCGCCCCAGCCGCCACCUCCUGAAACCAUAGAGCGUCCCAUAGGUACUGGGGCCAUGGUGGCGCGGUCCAGUGACCUGCCAUAUCUGAUUGUCGGGGUCGUCCUGGGCUCUAUCGUCCUCAUCAUCGUCGCCUUCAUCCCCUUCUGCCUGUGGAGGGCCUGGUCUAAGCAGAAACAUACAGCAGAUCUUGGAUUUCCCCGAAGUGCCCUGCUAACCUCCUCUUGCCAGUACACAAUGGUACCACUAGGAGGCCUCCCAGGUCACCGAGCUGGUGGCCAGCCCUACCUCAAUGGCACCAAUGGACGCACCUGUGCCAAUGGGGUACAUGUGACCAGGGGCUGUCCUGCAGCCACCAUGGGCUACCCAGGCAUGAAACCUCAGCAGCACUGCCCCGGAGAGCUCCAGCAGCGGGAUGACAGCAGAAGCCUGCUGAGGCAGACCGUGGUUGGCAAAGGCUAUGAGCCUCAUUGUCACCAGAUUCCCAGGGGUCCUGAGUUCAGCACUGAGGAGGAUUCUUGCUUGUACCCGCUACCCGGCAACUCCACUCACCAGCUGCUGCAGCCCUGCCAGGACCGCUGUCCCCCUGAGCAGCAUAUUGCCACCACUGGACACCCUGCAAAGAAGAGUAUAUCCUCCAGUUCUGGGUUGGAGGCCACGUGGGACCCCCUUUUCCACCCAGGAACCCCAUGUUGCCUGGGUCUGGUACCGGUUGAAGAGGUAGACAGUUCUGAAUCCUGCCAAGUGGGGGGAGACUGGUGUCCCCAGCGCCCCAUGGGGACAUAUGUGGGGCAGGAACUUGGGUUACAGCUUUCCCCCAGUCCACCACUGCAUGUGUCUUUUGAAACUCCACCUCCCACAAUUUAGGGCUGAAUGAAGCUGGUAUCCCAGAAAGACUAUAUUGUUAUUUUAAAGAAGAAGCAGAAAAUGGUAUUUAUUUUUCUAUAAUAGCCAUAUUUAUAUAUUUAUGCACUUGUAAAUAAAUGUAUUUUUUAUAUGUAUAAUUCUGGAGAGACAGAAGGACUCUUACCCAUUGAGGUAGGAGAGGGAAAAACUAAGAAGCUACGAGAGAACAUGAGUCAGCAGGGAGAGGGGAAGGCGGCAGGUGCAUGGAGCAGCUGACCAAAGGAAGAGUCUAACUGUUGGUGAAGGCCACAUGAGAGAUGCCAGAGCCUUGCAUGAUAGGCUGGAGACACACGUGCAGGUUGUGAAUCUGGUCUAGGGGAACCAUUUUCAGAAGAUGCCAUGAAGAUAGACUAAGAUUGUACUCUAAGCAUUAUAAAUACUAUAAGCAUUAACAAACUUUCCAGAAUCAAUAAUCUGUGGCAACAUAUCUCUGUAAAAACAAACAGUGUAACUUCUAAAUAAAUGUUUAGUCUUCAUCUUA